Molecule: messenger RNA, 3109 nt
Organism: Fukomys damarensis (Damara mole-rat)
Lineage: Eukaryota; Metazoa; Chordata; Mammalia; Rodentia; Bathyergidae
Gene: Mpp7
Product: membrane palmitoylated protein 7
Exons: 21
Coding region: 360-2063 (567 amino acids)
Biological process (GO): protein localization to adherens junction
Cellular component (GO): plasma membrane; cell-cell junction
Molecular function (GO): protein binding
Source: RefSeq, a predicted model, not a curated record
GUGUGAGGGCCGCCCUGGCCCUGGGCCUGCAUCAUGCCGGCUCUGUCCGCGGGCUCUGCGGGUGACACAGGGAGUAAAAUCACAGGGGUAAAGCACCACUGUCAUCAGAUCAUCUCGAAGCUACGUACUGUCACUGUGGUCAGCCGGUAAAGUAGUGGUAGGUCUGCCCGCUGUAAAGCGCUCUUUUUCCGCCUGUCCUGGGUGUAACUGGAAGGAAGCCCUGCGUGCAGCUCACACAUUCAGAAGAGUGGUGUGUUCUGUGCUCCCACCUUUAAGGUCUGUAUGAGCUGCUGGCUGCUCUGCCAGCCCAGCUGCAGCCACAUGUGGAUAGCCAGGAAGACCUGACCUUCCUCUGGGAUAUGUUUGGUGAAAAAAGCCUGCAUUCACUGGUAAAGAUUCAUGAGAUACUCCACUCCUAUGAGAAGCAGAGUCCAGUGCCCAUUCUGCAUGGCGCGGCCGCCCUGGCCGAUGACCUGGCCGAAGAGCUUCAGAACAAGCCGUUAAACACUGAGAUCAGAGAGCUGCUGAAACUGCUGUCAAAACCCAACGUGAAGGCUCUGCUCUCUGUGCAUGACACUGUGGCACAGAAGAAUUAUGAUCCUGUGUUGCCUGCUAUGCCUGAUGAUAUCGAUGAUGAGGAAGACUCCGUAAAAAUAAUCCGCCUGGUCAAGAAUAGAGAACCGCUGGGAGCCACCAUUAAGAAGGAUGAGCAGACGGGGGCGAUCAUUGUAGCUCGAGUCAUGAGAGGAGGGGCCGCGCACAGAAGUGGUCUUAUUCAUGUUGGUGAUGAACUCAGAGAAGUGAAUGGAAUACCGGUUGAGGAUAAAAGACCUGAGGAAAUUAUACAGAUUUUGGCUCAGUCCCAGGGAGCAAUUACGUUUAAGGUUAUUCCCAGCAUCCAGGAGGAGACUCCAUCUAAAGAUGGCAAGAUGUUUAUCAGAGCCCUUUUUGACUAUGACCCUAACGAGGACAAGGCGAUUCCAUGUAAGGAAGCUGGGCUGUCUUUCAGAAGGGGAGAUAUUCUCCAGGUCAUGAGCCAGGAUGAUGCAACCUGGUGGCAGGCGAAGCAGGAAGGGGACGCCAACCCCCGGGCCGGCCUGAUCCCCUCCAAGCACUUCCAGGAGAGGAGAUUGGCCCUGAGAAGACCAGAAGUACUGGUUCAGCCCCUGAAAGUUUCCAACAGGAAAUCAUACGAGGAAACAGUUGAGUGUGAGGAAAUUAAAGAGGAUGCUGACUGUGCUGGUAACAAGAGUGGAGCCUAUAUAGAUGCUGUCUGUGCUAAAGCUGGUUUCAGGAGAAGUUUCCGUCUUAGCAGAAAAGAUAAGAAAACAAAUAAAUCCAUGUAUGAAUGCAAGAAGAGCGAUCAAUAUGAUACUGCUGAUGUCCCCACGUAUGAAGAAGUGACACCAUAUAGGCGACAGACGAACGAGAAAUACAGACUCGUCGUCUUGGUUGGUCCUGUAGGAGUCGGGCUGAACGAACUCAAGCGGAAGCUGCUGACCAGCGAUACUCAGCACUAUGGCGUGACGGUGCCCCACACUACCAGAGCAAGAAGAAGCCAGGAGAGUGAUGGUGUCGAAUACAUUUUCAUUUCCAAGCACUUGUUUGAGACAGAUGUACAAAAUAACAAGUUCAUCGAAUAUGGCGAAUAUAAAAACAACUACUAUGGCACAAGUAUAGAUUCAGUUCGGUCUGUCCUGGCUAAAAACAAAGUUUGCUUGUUGGAUGUUCAGCCUCAUACUGUGAAACAUUUAAGGACCCUUGAAUUUAAGCCCUAUGUGAUAUUUAUAAAGCCUCCAUCGAUAGAGCGUUUGCGAGAGACCAGAAAAAAUGCAAAGAUUAUUUCAAGUAGAGAUGACCAGGGUGCUGUGAAGCCCUUUACAGAAGAAGACUUUCAAGAAAUGAUUAAAUCUGCACAGAUAAUGGAAAGUCAAUAUGGUCAUCUUUUUGACAAAAUUAUAAUAAAUGAUGAUCUCACCGAGGCAUUUAAUGAGCUAAAAACAACUUUUGACAAAUUAGAGACUGAAACCCAUUGGAUACCAGUGAGCUGGUUACAUUCAUAGCUAAGAGGAAUUUUCAUAGAGGCCUUUUUUAUAGAGUGCAUGAUUAAGUCAGUUGCCAUUUUGGUGGUAGGGUUUUUCAUCUGUAUCACUGUCGUAGGUGUGCAUUCUCUGUCAAAAUUGGAUGCCAGUUCUGUUUGUAUCUUUUUACAGCCUUGCUGGAAACACAAUGUGUGACAAUAAGUUCUAAAAAUCAAAGCUUGCCCAUCCUGUGUUCUAAACAAAAUCUUGUGGUUGUCUUUAAUAUAGUUCUGUGUUGUGAGGUUGAAUUUUUAAAAGCGAUGGUAGCUAGAGACAUCCAAGUUCCACGCCUCACCUCGCCUCAGCUGUGGCUGCACCCAUCCAUUCUGCACAGUGGCAGGUGAAGGUAAGUCAGCACCUGGAGCAGCUCCAGACAGACAAGUAAGUCACUCUACUGAUUCCAGGUGGGUCCUCGGAGAUCUCACCUGCCUGGCUGUAAGACAGAGACCUCUUACUACUUAAAACGUUCAAAUAUUUUAUUACCUUUACAAAGUAUGUUCAUGGUAUCUGCAUUUAAAAAUUUUUUUAAGUGUAACUUAAAAUUCAUCUUGAGUGAGCAGCCUUCAUAUUAUAAUAUCAUAGCUUGAAGAGUCCUGAUGUGCCUACAUCAGGGACUGAAUACAUAUUUAAUAAGGAAAAACAGACUUUUUUGCAUGGAGGUCUCACUGUGUUACCCCAACCUGGCCUCAAACUGAGAUCCUCCUGCCUCAGCUUCUUUCCAAGUAACUGAGAUGAUAGGUGUGCACCCCUGCACCCAUCUUGGAAAAUAGUCUUUUAAAAGUUGUUAUGAAUGUAACUAAAAGCCUUUCUUUGUGAUACAAGAACGAUGGUAUCUUAGGACAGGAAAUGUUUACAAAGGACAUUUUUAUAUGUAAGUCCUCAGAAGACACUUCUGUAUUCACUAAAAGCGUUUUGUUUUUAAGCUAGCUUUGGUUUUUCCCACUAAAUUAUAGCAAUGUGAUCCUACCCUAAAAUACACAGAACAUUUUAUGUGGUAUUAAUGAUAGUUAAAGAAAAUGUGAUCAGUG